Molecule: messenger RNA, 2084 nt
Organism: Parus major (Great Tit)
Lineage: Eukaryota; Metazoa; Chordata; Aves; Passeriformes; Paridae
Exons: 9
Coding region: 324-1670 (448 amino acids)
Molecular function (GO): protein binding
Source: RefSeq, a predicted model, not a curated record
AAAAACCCCUCUGGGACUUUGGACUCCAGCUGGCACCAGACCAAGAGAGUUAUAGGAAGAAUGAAGAAGUGAGGCUGAGCUGCCACAAGGGUUUCCAGCCAACCUUCACCCAUGUCAAAUGUACAGGAAAAGUUCUGUCUGUUAUCAAUGGAAAACCUGUAUACAGAGAAGCUUGGAAUGGAAGAGACACAAGAGGCAAUUGGAUCAACAUUCAGUCCAAGUCCAGGGUACAGUGCCUUGAGAAAUGCCAGAAACCCCAGUGGGACCCCAGGUUUAUCUUUGACAAAGAACAGGCAACCUUCAACCCAAAUGAACUGGUGAAGAUGAGCUGCCCUGAUGGGUACUGGCCUUCACCCAUGGAGCUUAAAUGUGUGAUAUUGAAGCCAAGGGAAGGUUCCGUGGUUCCUCGUAGUGGCUGGAUAGUGAGGAAUGGCACAGACACCUGGCACCAUAUGGAGGAGAAUUUGACCUGUGUUGAAGUCCUCCAGGUUGACCCUGAGAGUCUGAAGAUUUCCAGCACCAGCAUCAAACUGAACUGGACCUGCAUGCACCCUGACAUGUGCCAGCAUAUUCGGGCCAGGUGCCGGCUGGAGCACCAUCCCUCUUCAAACUGUGAGGCUAAGGAGGUGAAAGGAGAAGAGAUACUACAAGGCCAGGAGGGAACAUUCACCUGCUCCCCUUUGCAGCCCUUCACUGUCUACAGUGUCACCAUCUCCCUGCUGCCUAGAACAAUCCUGUACACACGGUUCCUCACGACAAAGGAAACGGUGCCAGACAAACCAGAAAACCUGUUGAUGGAUGUCAGCACGGGGACCCUCAGGUGGAAGGCACUGCCCUCCUGCAAAGGGGAGAUUAUUGGAUACCAGGUACCAGGAAUCCAUGUGGGGUGCCCGUGGUCCCUCUCACCUUGCCUGGAGCUCUGUGCAGGCAGCCUGAGGAGAGAUCUGAACAUCACCACCAUGAGAGCAGAGGACGGCGGCUUCCUCGGAUUCAGUCAGGUGUUGGUGAACCAGUCUGUCUCUGAGUAUGUGCCACCUAAUCAGAGAGCUGGCAGGAAAUACCUGGUGACAGUGCAGGGCCUGACGGCAGCUGGGGCUGGGGCUGCAGCAGAGCUGGAAUUCAAAACCUACAUCCAGGGAUGGCUGGGCAGGCUGCCAGACCCUCCAGCUGGGGCCAUGGCACAGGGCUCUGUGCCCCAGAGCCUCCCUCUGCCCUGCCCAAGCAGAUGUGCAGGCAGGGGAACACUGUCUUGCUGCCUGUCUCUGCAGCAGGGUCUGGACACACAUUUCCACAGAGGUGCAGACACCCAGCAGCAAGGCUGGGGCCACUGCUGGUGCACGGCCCAGCCUGUGACACCCACUCCUCUCUGUGUGUUCUUUGAAGGCCCUUGGCCUGUGUCAGCAGUCAUUGUAGUGGUGGUGGUGGUGCUGUUGAUCCCCUUGUCUGCCGGGAUCCUCUGGUUCCUGCUGUCCAGAAGAAAGAAGGCCUUGCCCAGCAAAGCCGAGGAGGAUCACUACACAGAGCUCCAGCCCUAUGAGAAUGUACAUGAGGGUAAUUACUGUGUGAUGGAGACUUUCCUUGAGAAAGAUGCAGGUAAAUGUGGCCAGGCUGGAGAGCCAUCUCCCAAGCCCUUGCCUGUUCUGGAAUCCUCAGGACAGUCAGAGCAGUGAGGAAGAAGAGCAGCUGGAGUAAACAUCUGAGGCUCAAUGGUGAUGGCACUUGUCUUCUUGAAGCUUGGUCCUUCACCACUGUAAGCAGGACAAUGAAUCAUCUCAUGGAUUAUUGCUUCUCCCCAAUUAUCUUCAUCAAGCUCCAGAAUCCUGUGUCACAGCACAGGAGCAGCUCAAGGCAUGGGAUGACCUGCUUGUGCCUGCAAGGAUAUGUCCCAGUAGUUCUCCAGUGUUCUGGCAUAGCCAUCUCACCAGCAUCUUGGUGCCUGCAAAUGUCCCUUGAGAAUGGAGGAGCUCACAACUCCUCUUUCCACCCUGUGUCCUUGUAUCCAUCUAGACCGUGUCCUCUGCUUGAGCUUAGCCUAGCUGUGCUGCCCUGGCCACUGUGCUGCUGUGUCUGAAACAACCAAUAAA